AAUGAUCCGGAGGGCGGCAUUGAAAAGCGCAAGAGUUCGCUGGCAGGCAGCGUGCAGUCAGUGAAUGCCACCGGGUUCUUCCAAAGCAAGCGAAAGCGAGCUCGAUCACAUCCCAAAGAAAGUGUGCUGAAUGGAGCUGCUAUUCCGGCGCCGCAUGUUCUCGGCGAAAUUGUCAAUGUCUCAGCACUUGCUGUUGCUAACGGCACUGGUCAGUUAUUGUUUAAGCACUUGAAGAAAUAA
This is a messenger RNA of Gongylonema pulchrum, 240 nucleotides long. The record is from the annotation of a GenBank genome assembly. Lineage: Eukaryota; Metazoa; Nematoda; Chromadorea; Rhabditida; Gongylonematidae.